CAGUUCUGUACGAGACAUUGUGCGGUGCGGUCGAUACAGCGGCAAAGCCAACUUCAAACGACGACGACGACAUCGAAGACACGGAGAUACAAAGCUGAGAUAGAAGGCGCAGACGAAGACGUGCGUCUCUUGAGGUGCAAUUCGCAAUUUGCAAUUGUGCAUUAACCGAGAUAGGCAUUAAGUGUUAAGUGCCGUGCCGUAAUAAAUAUAUAAUUUAUGCCAGUUUAGUCUUGUGGAUGGACCGAUCAGCGAUCGAACGUGAUUGCAUCUCCGAUCUCAAAUUUCAAAUUUGAAACUUUGGCGCGUGUGCUCUUGACUUUGUUUCCACAUUCGAUCAGUCAGUCAGACAGACAGUCAGACUGAGAGUCAGACUGGCAGCUGACAUUUGAUCUUUGCUAAAGAUCGACUAAAGAUCGGUCGACUCGUGUGAUCCGCGAUGUGUGCUUAGUGCGAACCUCAACUGAGACCAUAUGGACUCCCAUCGAAAGCAACACCUACGUGUACCACAGCAAUUUGUUUGCUCAGUUUAAGACUCAGCCCCCCCACCACCAGCAAAGCGUCCACUAAGCUGGCCCAUUGAUUAGGCAAUUGGAGGCAACAGUAGAAAAUCAAAACACCAUAAAAACGACAUAAAUCAACAACAACAAAGACAACAACAACGGCGAAACGUUGACGAAAAUGCCAGCAAAUAUGAAAGAUUUUCAUCGGGAAGCAUUCGCAAUCUGCUGUUUCAUCAUACUUAUGGCCAGUGAGUGCCAAGCUGCAUUGAACACGCAAAAGACUUCCUUCUCUUGUGCAGGACGACCGGCAGGUUACUAUGCGGAUGUGGAAACUGGCUGUCAGGUCUAUCACAUGUGCGAUGGCUUGGGCCGUCAGUUCAGCUAUACGUGCCCCAAUACGACGCUCUUUCAGCAGCGCAUGCUCAUCUGCGAUCAUUGGUACAUGGUCAACUGCUCCAAGGCUGAGAGCAACUAUGCGGCGAAUCUUUUGAUAGGUCAGCGCGAUAAGCCGUUUGUCAAUGAUGAGGAGAAUAGCUUGCGAACGCCCCGUCCCGAUCUGCUAGAUCGUCCCUAUGCUCCCGACUAUUCUGGCGAAUCCUUUCGGAACCAAUACAAGCAGCUGACGCCAAGUCAAAAUCAGAUACGCGAUGAUUCCGUAAAGAGCCCCGAUAAAUUUGAUUCACAGCAGACACAAAAUAGUCAAACGCGCUGGAGGAUUCCCCCACCCAGCCGCACUAUCCUCCCGCCCGCCUUUGAGCCCCAAAUAGAGCUCACCAGCAGCACGCCUCAACCACGACCCAGAGUAAGCAGCAGCACCACCACCACCACUAGCACUCGCAGACCCACCACCACACCGCCUCCUGUGUCACACAAGCGGACGGAAGCGCUGUAUCAACGAACUGCGGACAUGGAAGCGGAUGACCUGGGCACGAGUCACAGCACGCGCUACAAUACCUCGGCGGACUUUAACUCUGCUGAGCAGCCAACGACCAAGAACUCCACCAAGCUGGUGAAGUUCAUCAAACCCCCAUCGAAGAUCUAUGAGCCUCCGUUCGUAUAUCCCAUUUACAAUCAGGACGUCCAGGAGGUGCAGCCGGUUACGGAGACUUUGCGCACAUCGUCAGCGAUGCCCUUCAGCACAGCCGCGACGCAGACCCGCUUCUCGGCGGCAGCAGCCAGACCCAGCACCACUACCAGGCCACCCAGUCGCCCCACCACCUACGCCGGACAGCCCUUCUCCCAGAGCACGGCAGCCACCACGGCGAGCACAACAACCAAUUAUCGUCCAGCUGUGGCUCAGACAGAGCAUCGAACACCCACGCCGGCGCAAGCGUUCCGCCAGACCACGCCCACCUCGACAGUGGCGCCCAGAGCUGGAGGCAAGGGCGAGCUGCCCUUCAAUGACCUGUUGCCGCCAUUUGUGGACUUUGUGCCACACGACAUAGCCACGACCCAGGGACCGCCCAUUUACUAUGAGUGGAAGGUGCCCGCCAAUGGGCUGGUGCCGCCAAAACUGGAUCCGCCCAUAGGCGUGGAUGGACGCGAGUACCCGGAGACAAAAGCCGACUACAAUGUUAAGGUCAAGCUGGAGAGCUUCAACUCCAAGUUCAAUGACAUUGCCAACACCAAUGCUGUGGCGGCUGCCAGUGGAGCUGUACCCAAGCGACUGCCCAGCUCGCGUUCCAUCAAGCCCAACGAGCUGCCCCUGGGGUCCACGGAGAAAGCACAACGACGCGCGGAUGUGGUCAGCACCGGCUCCGGCUCUAGCUCCCCUUUGACAUCGGAUAUUACGCAGCUGCGCAAACAGCUGCUCAUACCGGAAUAUGCCUUUCCGCUGGAGACCAUCGGACGGACGGGCUAUGCACCCGGCUCCAGUGUGGCCGGGGAUCUUUACAACUCAUUUCAGCUGAAGAUACCGGAGCGAAGGGCCGGCAGCGGUAGCUCAUUCAGCAGCAGUUCCACUCAAGGCAGAUGGUUCGGCGAGAAUCCAAAGUGCCCCGAGUGCCAUCCAUCCUUUGUGGUGCCCGGCACCUGCGAGCCCUGUUUGCGUAGAUAGUUAACUGCACUUACACUUAAGUUUCACAUACCACAAGCCGCGCCUACGCACCGUCCUAGUAUUAGCUGACAUAUAUUGUAUUCAUAGCCGCCCCAGAAAAUCCGCCUUCGCAUUGAUUCAUGCAUUUAAAUGUUAACUUUAUUGUAUACACUCACAGUAAAAAUAAUGCGCAUUAAAUAAGUGAGUAAAACUA
Messenger RNA from Drosophila mojavensis, 2749 nucleotides. It is a transcript of the gene js, whose product is annotated as mucin-5B. Lineage: Eukaryota; Metazoa; Arthropoda; Insecta; Diptera; Drosophilidae. The record is from RefSeq and is a predicted model, not a curated record. Bases 679 to 2556 code for a protein of 625 amino acids. The transcript has 6 exons. Gene Ontology annotation, molecular function: chitin binding. Gene Ontology annotation, cellular component: extracellular region.